CCUGCCGGUUGGUAAACUAAUAGAAGAAGAGAAAGCGCAAGAAGCCAUUGCGGUGUCGUGGCUCAGUUAACAAAACAGGGAGGGAAAAAAAAGGAGACAGGUGACCGAGGGCGAGCUGGCUGUCAGCGGAAUCUCUCUAUUUUUUUCCGCGAGCCACAUUCACAUGAGCAGACGAGCCAAUACACUCGGCAACCGAUUCCACGCUUGAAUAACGAGAUUAAAGAGCUCUGGAUAUGUCAUUCAUAUUUGACUGGAUUUAUAGUGGGUUCAAUAGCGUACUACAGUUUUUAGGACUGUACAAGAAGUCGGGCAAACUCGUGUUCCUCGGCCUGGACAAUGCCGGCAAAACCACGCUACUGCACAUGCUCAAAGAUGACAGACUGGGACAGCAUGUCCCCACUUUACAUCCCACCUCAGAAGAGCUGACGAUCGCCGGCAUGACAUUCACCACUUUUGACCUUGGAGGCCACGCACAAGCCCGCCGAGUGUGGAAACACUACCUCCCCGCCAUAAACGGCAUCGUCUUUCUCGUGGACUGUGCGGACAGCCUCAGAUUGGCGGAAUCCAAAGCAGAGCUUGACGGGUUAAUGACGGACGAGACCAUCGGAAACGUGCCCAUCCUCAUCCUGGGCAACAAGAUCGACCGACCGGAGGCCAUCAGCGAGGAGCGGCUGAGGGAAAUAUUUGGGUUGUACGGACAGACGACAGGCAAGGGCACCGUCCCCCUGAAGGAGCUGAACACAAGACCACUGGAGGUGUUCAUGUGCAGCGUGCUCAAGCGCCAAGGCUACGGCGAGGGAUUCCGUUGGCUCUCCCAGUACAUCGACUGAAAACGGCGCCGCCCUCGCUGCGGCAGCAACAACAACGACAAAACAGCAGGAGAAACAGCGGGCUUGCCGACCCAACACCAAGACGACGACGACAACAACAACUCGAUCCCAAUAGACUUUUAUUGGUUCUUUGGGUUCUGCACUUACAAACGCGCACACACACACACAUAUACACACUCACACGUUUGUCCCUCUGUCAUAGCUCAAAAUGGACGAGUCUUUUUCAUUUUUUGGGGGUGGGGGUGGGUUUACACCGGCGUCCAUUCGGGAGCUUCGACGACGCCCCCGUCAUUCUAUCCGUGGCAUUUCUAUUCAAUCAU
Syngnathoides biaculeatus (alligator pipefish) is the source of this 1150-nucleotide messenger RNA. It is a transcript of the gene sar1b, whose product is annotated as secretion associated, Ras related GTPase 1B. The transcript is spliced from 7 exons. The coding region runs from base 234 to 830 and encodes 198 amino acids. Gene Ontology annotation, cellular component: endoplasmic reticulum exit site; COPII vesicle coat. Lineage: Eukaryota; Metazoa; Chordata; Actinopteri; Syngnathiformes; Syngnathidae. The record is from RefSeq and is a predicted model, not a curated record. Gene Ontology annotation, biological process: membrane organization; endoplasmic reticulum to Golgi vesicle-mediated transport; intracellular protein transport. Gene Ontology annotation, molecular function: GTPase activity; GTP binding.